AAUUUGUCUCCAAACGAUCGCGUGAGCUUUUGUAAUAUAUCGAAGUUGUCAAAUUAUUGAAGCCAUUCCCUUCAACGGGCUGGUAGAAACGUUUAUAGUUUCAUUACUGCAUUCUUUCUUUCUGUCCACCUUUUACACAUGAGAAAAAAAUUCUCGAGUUAAUUCAUGAAAAGCGAUAAUGCCAUUUUUAAAGGAUCGGAGCAAAGUGAAGCAAUCGAGGUCCGAAAGACUGGACUUGGAAACAAGCAGACAGGGGCUCCGCCAUAAGAUUUUCAAUACCCUUGGCGAUAUGUAUGUUGGAGAAUGGGACUACAACAAGAAACAAGGAAAAGGUGCACUUUUGGCUAGAUUCGGCAAGCUAUAUGAGGGAGAUUUCUACAAAGGUCGUAGGGAAGGAUUUGGGGUAUUAUCGACUUUUAUGCCAGAAACAAACACUUUUACCUUGGAAUACAGGGGUGAUUGGAAAGGUGGCCAUAUGCACGGGAAAGGCUUACGAAUAUACCCAGACGGUAGUUUUUAUCAGGGAAAUUUCAAGUGUGGCAAACGUAGCGGUCAAGGGCAAUUGUGGAAUAAGGAUUGUUCUUUUUACGAUGGCGACUGGUUGAAUGAUAAAUUUCAUGGCGAAGGCAUGUUCAUAUUUCCAAACGGCAACCGUUAUGAGGGUGAGUGGGAAAAUGGGUUGAAACACGGUAAAGGUAGAUACUUUCACCUAGACAGCGGGCAGCUGCAGGAAGGCGUUUGGUUUGAAGAUAUGUGCGUUUACAGCACCAUAACCGACAUCCCCUACAGGCAGUGCAGUAUAUCGCCUUCCAAGUACCCUAUAAAUCAUAUCCAACUUCAAGAUCCUGAAGAUUUAUGCCAGAAACAAGAAAUACUAGCUUUGGAAGGAACCGGAAAUGUUUGUGACUACUCAGAAGAAUCUGUUCUGAAUAUAAAAAGUAGUGACAGAAUAUUGACAUGAAUAUAUCGAAAUAUAUAAUUUAUUAUAUCUUAUUUAUACAUCAUAAUAUAUAUUUUUAUAAAAAUCAUGAUAAAUCACAGAUAAUGAUGUUCAGAUUUCAAUUCCACACUUCUAUCCAUUAUAGGUACAAAAUGUAGAGAAUAUUCUAGGAUAAGAAUUUCAUUCCAAUCUUGAUCGAUAUUAAAGCCAUAGGAACUGUAACAAUAUCAACCAAGGAAUGAAAUAACAUGAAAAUAAUGUAUAUGGUUCUAUAAAAUUGUCCAGCAUCUGUACAAAAGACUAAGUACUAUCGCUAGGUAUAUAUUGAGCUAUUUGAGGAAACGCUAAAAUUAUUUCAGCUAAGGAACACCCUAAAAUUUGUCAAUAUCAAAAUAGUUAUUGUCAACUAUCCUAUGUCCUCUUUUGGAAUGUACAGUCGAAAAAAAUGUGCUGCUCGUUAUGACAGAAAUAUAAGUUAUAAUCGUAACUGAAACCAUAUAGAUUUGUAGAUGAGAUAAAAUGAACAUAAAUAUUUAUUAAUUCACCUGAAGUUACCAUUAUAAAAAGUACUUAGGCCAACAAUAUUUCUGAUAAUUAUAAGAAAUCUAUUUAAAGAUAAUAA
Molecule: messenger RNA, 1562 nt
Organism: Coccinella septempunctata (seven-spotted ladybird)
Lineage: Eukaryota; Metazoa; Arthropoda; Insecta; Coleoptera; Coccinellidae
Product: MORN repeat-containing protein 3-like
Exons: 4
Coding region: 179-961 (260 amino acids)
Source: RefSeq, a predicted model, not a curated record